Molecule: messenger RNA, 8082 nt
Organism: Ylistrum balloti
Lineage: Eukaryota; Metazoa; Mollusca; Bivalvia; Pectinida; Pectinidae
Product: glypican-6-like
Exons: 8
Coding region: 199-2208 (669 amino acids)
Biological process (GO): regulation of protein localization to membrane; cell migration; regulation of signal transduction
Cellular component (GO): extracellular region; plasma membrane; cell surface
Source: RefSeq, a predicted model, not a curated record
GAGGACAAUCCCUCGACACGGAUAAUCCGAUUCAUUGAGCACGUGAACAGCGAACAUGGCGUUUACUUUUCGUUCGUAGACAACCGAAUGGAUUUAUGAUUAUUUUGUGAAUUCCAAACCAACACCUAUGGUGUAAUGAAAUAAUAACGGGAGUAUUCCUACAUGUAAACAGCGGUCGGACAUUGAAAUAGCAGGAAAAUGGCCGCCACCAAAUUAACUCCGUGCUGGUGUGUGUUAUUCAUUCUUUUUGUUGGAAGUCACGGUUUAAAUUUGGCCUGUAUUGAAGUCAAACGAGCUUAUAUUGCUCAGGGUGGCAACGAACAUGACGUUCCGAUUCAGGCGAUCUCUGGGGAACACCUUGAAGUAUGUCCUCAGGGUCACACAUGUUGUACACGCGACAUGGAACAGAAGUUAAAAUCUCUCAGUACCAAGGAGUAUGCUAAAUUAGUAGAUGAAUCAUUUAGAUAUGUAAAAAGUACUUUUGUAUCAAGAACAAGAAAAUUUGAUGAAUUUUUUACAGAGCUUCUUGAUAAUGCAAAAAAGGAUUUGCAUGAAAUGUUUGUAAAGACAUAUGGUCUUUUAUAUCAACAAAACUCAGAUGUGUUUGCAAAUUUAUUCAAGGACCUACGAAGUUACUACAAAGGAACAGAUAUAAGUCUGUUUGAUGCCUUAGACAAUUUCUUCCGUAACUUAUUAAGGAAGAUGUUUAUGUUGCUGAACCCAACAUUGGUGAUCGACGAAUCAUUUCUUCGAUGUGUGACAAGCCAGAUGAACAAAUUGAAACCUUUUGGGGAUACCCCUCAACAGUUAUCAUUAAAAAUAAAAAGGUCGUUCGUAGCAGCACGGACUUUUGUGCAGGGAUUGGCAAUUGGUCGGGAUGUAGUUCUUGAGGUGUUGAAGAUACCUCCCACUGAGGCCUGUACAAAGGCCCUAAUGAAGAUGAUGUAUUGCCCCCAUUGCCGAGGCCUUACACAAACCAAGCCCUGCAACAACUACUGUCUGAAUACAAUGAAGGGAUGUCUUGCUCAUCAUGCUGAACUAAAUCAACUCUGGAAUGACUAUAUUGAGGCUAUGAAACAGCUUGCCACACGUCUUGAAGGCCCCUUCAACAUUGAGUCUGUUGUGGACCCAAUUGAUGUACAGAUCUCAAACGCCAUUAUGACUCUCCAUGACAACGGGGAAGAAAUCAGUGAACAGAUUAAGCAAGGAUGUAGUAUGAGUCAGUUAGGUAGAUCAAAGCGAGCUGCUGAUUCACCACCUGCACAUUCAUCUGGUAACGUUGAUCAUCUCCCAGACAGCUUAAAAGCCAAGAUUCAGGGGCAACUGGCUGCUCUUGGAGGAGAUAAUUUGGAUGGGACAUCCUAUCAACAGAACAACACUGGCACUGGACAUCAGCAGUAUGACUAUGGAAGGUAUGGCAAUCCCAGGAAAAAACAGAAACAGCAUCGUCCCAACACUGCUGCUGGAACUAACCUUGACCGCCUUGUGAAGGAUAUUAAGGAAAAGGUCAAGAUGGCAAAGGACUUCUGGGUACAGCUGCCGUACGCCAUUUGUAAUGAUGAAAACAUUGCUGCUCAGGCAGGCAAUGAUGAGGACUGCUGGAAUGGACAGGACAGAGCAAGGUAUGUUCCUGAAGUACAGAAGGAUGGCAUCAUCAACCAGAUCAAUAACCCCGAGGUGGAGGUUGAUGUUAAUGAGGGAAAUUUUGUCAUUGAACAGCAGAAAAUACAGCUCAAGAUCAUCACCAGUAAACUUAACACUGCAUUCAAUGGAGAGGAGGUGGACUGGAUAGAUACAGAAAUUGAUGUAGGGUACAGUAGUUACUCGAGUGGUAUGGGCAGUGGAGAUGACUACAACAUAGAGGGCAGUGGAGUUGGUAGUGGUGAUGGAGGUAGUGGCUCUGGAGACGGAUGGACUGGUGAUGACGAAGAUGGGGGACCACACAGACCAAAUAAAGGCAGGCGCCCAGGAAAAGGCGGAAACGGUGGUUCAAAAGGAUCAGGCAGGGACAAAUCACAUAUAGACGACAGCUUCUUCAUUGGACCAGAAUACGGUGUCGACACAAAUCCUCGAUACGACAAGCCAACACAAACCAGAGUGACCCCAUCCUCUACAGGAGCAGCCGCACCACAAACAUCAGUGUCUUGGACGUGCUUGUCUUUACUGCUUAUUACAGUGAUAAAAACACUUACAGAUAUUAUGCUUUGAACAUAAGGGGGAAAAAUAGUUAGGAAAUACAAAGACAAGAAAUAUUUGAAGUGAUAUGUACGAUAAGAGAUAUCGUGAUCUAAUAUGUUACGUAGAGAAAUGCUGUUCGAGUCCCGGUCUCAUGGAAACUUGGCAGGGAUAUAUGAAUUACCUUACCAGAUGGGCAUAUCAACUGGUACACUAGCCAAUCAUCUUUGUACAUAGGAUCAUGUGAUAUAUAUGUAUGUUGCAGACAUGUGACAUUGUCAUAUCCACAUCUACAUGGACAUAGUUCCCAUACAGAUGUGAUCACCAUCAUUUAAUAAUAGCCCUUACGUUUUUCUGUUGAAAUUACGAUUUGUCACUGUACAGUGACAGUCACUAUGUUACCAAAAAUGUCAUUGGCCAGUUCAGUUUGUAAUGGUCUAUAUAUAGCACCCAAACAUUUACACAUAAAAAAUAUAUAUAAGAAUAUUUACAUAUAUAUCUUAUUAUGUUAAUAUUGGUUAUCAAGGCAACAGAAAAUUUUGUCCAAGCUUCGGUCAUCAGGCAAGUGUUGAAGUAUAUUGUAACUGUCAAGUUUGAAUUAUUAUUUUUUGUAAAGAGGUGGAAUUUAAGUAUGUAUUAGCAAUGAUUUUAGAUUUUAUAACUGUAUCAAAGAUUAUCUACCUAGAACAAUGCCUGUCGCCAACGAUUGAUGCAAACAACAUCUUGUUGCAACAGGGUCUAUAGCUUCGCAAAGCUCAUUCUCCCUAUGUCAAACCACAAGCUGGCCAGUUGAGUGUUUUAAAGUGAUCACAUCGCAAACUACUGAAAUAGAAUUUACCUCUGAUGAAAAGAGGAUGACUAGUCAUGUGACUAAAAUAAUUCUAUAUAUAGAAUACAGAACAUGUGACCAGUGUACAUCAGGACAUGUAUGUGAAUUCUGUGUUAGUGGUGACUAUUGAAGAGUGUUGAACAUGUCCCAUAACCAGUAUUCUGGACAAGUCAAUCAAAUGAAGGCUCAGUAAUGACAGUUUGGAGAUGUCAUUGUGGAUGUGAAAUUAUUAGAUGUAGAGGAGGCCUAAUUUUGAAGAUAGCAAUUGACUUUCAAGACAUUUGAAUAUGUACAGUGUAUAUAAAGAUAGAUCUGGUCCUGGAAUUAACCUCAUGGAAAAAUAUCAAGGUAAUUCAAUUCAACUCUUGCUUAUGAAUCUUGUUUACAGAAACACUUGACACAUGCCAUUCAUAUCAAGAGUUUGUGCUGCCCUGAUGCUGUAGAGGUUGUGGGCCUUAACAACCAGAUAGGUUGCUAAGGAAUUAUUAGAUGUGUGACGCUAAUACUGUAAGUGCUAGCUGUGUUUAUUAUUAAGGGUAAGUUGUAUUGGGAAGACAUCAUAUGAUGAUAACUAUAGGUGAGAUGGUUGUAUAUAGAGUGUUGUUCAAAUUGUUUCUUUGUGUGUAUAAUUUCAUAACUAUACCAUUUUGCCAAAUUUUUUUCGUACAAAAAUGUGUUAUGAAGUUCAUUUGUAUAAUUAUCCUUAUUUUAAUUAUUAAUGAAAAGCUGAUAAUUUUAAUUAUUAUGUGUACAUGAAGUUUGUAACUUGUCAGUAACAAUACUGAUUUUAUUUAUGUAAUUAAAUACAGUUGUCUACGAGGAAUACCGGUUGUCAAAUACUUUUUUUCGUAGCAUUUCUGCAAAUAUUUUGAUAAUUUUAUUCUGAUGGCUUCUUUACCAGAUUUUAGCCAAAAAACAAUUUCUGUUUUAGAAUAUUUUGUGAUAGUGAGGUAAGACUUGUGAUAAUAACCUAGAUAUUUGAUGUAGGAUGGCAUCAUUCAUACACAAUGUUAGACAAUCAAAGUCACUACCAUAUGUUUAGGACAGAAAACCAAAAUCAUUUAUGAUAUAGAAUUUGAUUUCUGUAAUUAUUCGGUCAACUGAAACAAAAUAAUUUGAUAUUUACCCAAUCAAAACUGGUUUUAUAUAACUGCGUGGAACAUUCUGAUGUGAGGUUUUGAUAUAUAAAUAGGGUUGAUUGUAGGUUUCAUUUUGAUAUAAUAACAUGUUGGAUAUUAGUAAUUCAUCUCCUUUUGCAGAAUUGGUGUGAAAUUGUAAAAUUGAAAAUGAGGCAGACACUGUUCAACAUUUCCUUAUUCAUGUCAUAAGCCUAAAGCAUUGCUAGCCAGAACUAUAUGCAUUAGUAUACAGAUGUGUCCAUCUGCUUCAAAUCAAACUGUUAAUAUUAUCCUCUUUAAUUAACUGGAUCUGGUGACACGUUAAGGGAUAUGUUUUGAUGGCCUAGUUCUGAACGCAGAGGGUGAGAUGCCCUCAAAACUUGCUUCUUUUUUUUUUUUUGAAAAACAUACACAUAUAUUAUAAUUGUUUGGAAUAUUAAAUGGUCUCCAGAGCAUGAUCCCAGAUGUAGGAUGUAGCGUCAUGUUGUAGAAUUGUGACGGAAAAGUUUGAUUUGAAUCAAAUUUGACAGGUGUGUUAUCAUUUCAUCCUAUGUUUUCUCACACUGAAUUAGUAUAUAAGCUCAGGGUCUUUGAAUUUGUUCUCUUUUGUUUUGAAAAUGUUUGGCCGAUUUUGUUUCACAACUUAUUACUUGCAAAGGUACAAUGCAUAUAAACAAAACAGUUGUGCAGUUGGUCAGUGAGACUUCUGUUGUUUACACUAUAUUGACAGUUGAUCUGUUUGUUUCUGUUGUAAAAUGUGGAGUAUUCAGACUUAGAUAUUGAAAGAUACAUCAGUGAAUAUGUUGUACAUUCAUAAACAGACUCUUUCCCUGAGCAAAUGUGACCUGGAAAUGUAGAUUUCUGUUGCUGAUUUUCAUUGUAACUAACACAUGAGGGAUAACACAGCGUUGUAGUAAGAAUCACCCUACGAUGUCUCUUUAGACUGUUUUAGUUGUGAUCAAUGUUGAUCCCAUGAGUACCUGUAUAUAUAUCAGAUAGUAAUCACUGGUAACAAGUUCACCCAUAUCUGUUCAGUAGGUUUCCAGAUCAAUGCUACUUUGUCUUAAAAUAAGCCCACCACCUGGCUUAUGGUAAUCAUUUUGUAAGUUGACUUCUAACAGGACAAAUAUGGUUCUUAACAAAUGAAACAGUGCUUGGAUGGACUUCACAGCCAAUCAAGUUAAUGAAUGAGUGAUGACCUCUGUAGUGUGGGUAGUCACGUUUGCAGAUGUUGACAUUUAUUGCUGGUUUUAAUACUGUCUCCUUACAUAAUCUCUUACUGGGAGGAAAAAAAAUAAACACGUUUUUUUGUCUUUUCUGCAUACAACUUGAAGUUGUCAUUGAAUAUUUAGACCAAUCAAAACAAGGUUUAUUAUAUUCAGAAUAAAAGCUGUGUUUGUAAUGGUUAAUUUGUUUAUUUAUUCCUUUUAGCAUUUUGAGAUGUUUCUAAUGAUCAGUUUCUGGAAGAAGUUUAGUAAAUGAUUUUGAUAUUUAAUUGGUCCCUCUUAGGGAUCUGAAUGGUAUCAACGUGUCAAAUUCAGAAAUCCAGAAAGGAGAGUUUAGGGGUAGGAUGAUUUAGGAAAAAUUAGUGAAAGAAACUGCCUCCGUAUGGAUAAUAUGUGGAAGUCUUUGGCAUAUCCAUGAGGUCAAUUAUGAUAGUAACCUCUAACGGUUAGAUCAAAGUUAAUUUGGCUAUGUGAUGUGCGACAUGUGUUGGAUAUGACCUUACAUAUGACCUUACGUCAGACAGGACUUAUAACUUGUGUGUGAAUUGUAUUGAAGUAUGACGUUGUACACCUUUGUAUCUCACUGAAGUGUUUUUGUGUUGACCACAGCAGGAAACAGGUGUGUUUGUAUUAGCGGUCUGUGUUGACUUGUAGAGAACUUUGCACCUUUUACUACCGUUACAGAUGCAACAUGCACACUGCAGUCUCCUUGGUACAUCAGCAUGAUUUUACUGGUUGUAAUAUUUUGUUUUUUAUCACAAAGUUAUAAAUCUGUCCUAGUGCUUAUUCAGGUAUCUUAAUCAGGAAUAUGUGCAGGUGUCUCAACAUACUCCUACAUCUUCUACAGGUAUCCAAAACUUUCCCAGGUAUAUUUGGUGUUGUAAAGGUAUCUUGCAUCUGUAAGUGAUACAACCUACUUUGGAGUCUUGUGUGUGUCAAAACUUAAAAGAUAUCAGGGUAGUUUCGCUUAUUAACACUGUAAGAAAUUAAAUGUUUUAAGUGUUUUUGAAGCACUUCAUUUUAACAUUGAAUUUCCUUGCAAUAUAUUUGGUAAGGAUGAGAAAUUUUACAAUUUGCACUUUUUUUUCAAUGUAAAAGUUUUAAUAAAUAUACAGGUUUGAAAUUUUGGUAAAGUUUUUUUUUUUUAUUUUUUUUAGAUGUGAUGCAUUUUGUUUUGGGAUAGGAAUUAAUAAUUAGAAAAAAAAUUUUUUUUUGAAAAGGUGCGGGUUUAAAAAAUGUUCCAAGCAGAGGCUAAUACAUUGUCCUAUUUUUUUCUUUGAAAAACUGCUGUUUUUCUUUUUGUUUUAAGGUAUAUAUAUAUAUGAACGGUUGAACUGUGUAAUCAUUCAGCAGAUUAUUGAAAAGUUAUUUUUUAUAGUGCAAAAAUGUUUUUCGUUUCAAUUUUUUUUUGUCAGAAUAUAUCACCCAGUCAGCAUUGAGUUGGUUUCAGAAUCGUGUUAUUUGUGUUUGUUUAUUAUUAUUAUUAGGCCUGUGUGGCUUGUUAAUGAUUCGUUUUAUUGAAACCUAUUUUACUGACUUACAUUUGAGAUAAUAACUGUACUUCUUAAUUAUUCAGUUGUGCUAUAUAUAUGUAUUAUAUAGAUUUAAAAUCAGUUUUCAUGACUGUUUUUAACUAAAAUGCACACACAUUAGACAUUAUUAUUGGAGAAAUUUCCAAAUUUAUUUUAAGUUGAUAAAAAGUAUGGAAAGCAAUAGAUUUUUUUUAAAUUUUGAAACUAGAAUUUUUGUAAAAUUAAAAAAGAUUUUAUUUUAAUCCUUUAAAAGCAUGGCACGCUUUCUUGUGUGUAAUAUGUCGUGUGUUAAUCAUGAAUGUAUGGUUGUAUGUCUUUGUUGAUAUAUUUUUCCAAGCUUUCUAGAUUGUAUUUAUAAUCAAAAUUAUGUCAAGUAUGGAAACAUAUCGUUGCAAGUCGAGCACCAGUUCUAACAAAGUGCAACUGUAAUUGUACAUGGUAUUUAACGUGUUUUCAGCUAAACACAGAUAAAUACAGUGAUCUGUGGUUUUUGUACAUUUUUUCCCUGUUCAUCAACAUUUUCUCAUUUCAAUGUUGACAUGAUCACUCUAUCUCUGUACAGGGGAUGCCUGGAACAUAUGUAGUUUGCUGUACAAAAGUCAGAUUUAUCGUUUGGAGUUUAAUUGAUCAAAGAGAUAUGAUAAGUACACCUUGUGUGAUUAAAUUGUGGUAGAAUUACUCCCUCUUGAUCAGGUGUAAUGUCAACUGAUUCAGCAAUUUCAAAUAAUCACAAAAGCAUUAACGAUAAUAAGGCAAUCCGCAUCAUAAAGGUAAUAUUGAGCCUGUAUAUUUAUACUACAUUUCAUUUCAAAUUGAUUUACAGCAAAAUUACAAAGUAUGUUGUUUGAAUUUUACCUGUUUUUUCAAUUUUCAAUUCUAGAUAUUGAAUUUGGUUUAAACAAAAUUUAAAACUAUGAUUUGGCUUCAUUGGAAAACAGAUUUUGAAUUGAGAAGAUAUUUAUUAUAUUUAACCAAUAGAAUUAUAAAGAUAUUGACUGUGAUAGUUGUCUGUCGAUAGAAACUUAUUUUGAGAUGUCCCCCUAGAACAGACGUAUUUCGAGAUGCCCCCUGUACUGUCAUCCAUAGCUCUCAUGGUUAGUCACAUCAGAAAGACAUGUUACUCUAACUCAAUGCUCCUCCGAUAGAUUUCAUAAUACGAGGAAACUAUUUUAUUGAAAUAAAAAUUUAUACACUGUGAUAAA